UCUGCAGACCGCGUUAGUGCGCGGACGCUCCUCGACGCGGUUGUUGUUGUCAUGCGCGCCUCGAAAACUGCAAACUGCCUCGACGAAGAUUUUCAAAUUUCCACAACGGGAAAACAGAGAUACGCCUGAAGAAAAACGAAAAUCGUAUAAACUCGAAGAAGAAGAAGUUGUCAACGACAUCCUCGUCUGCAUCGGCAUUUUUGUAUAGACGAAGCAAGAUCACUUGUGUGGUGUUGUUCGAACCUCCGGUGCUUGGUGCGACGGCAGUUGCAGCGCGCUUCUUCUCUAUUCCGUUUUUCCGGUUUGUUUUUUGCUCUUUACAUCCUGCACAAGGAAUAUCGCGUGCGGACGGACCGAUGCAGCGCGUGCAGUGUGUGGAUUAACCAUAUCUGAAGUGUUGUUCUCCAAAGGAUUCUCUUCGCUGGAGAUAGUGCGGAGGAUUUCGGGCCUGGCUGCACCGUUCCCGCAGAUGGGAGUGUUCGAGGAAGCCGCCUCUCGCACGCCCGGGAUGCAUUGGCAGCAGCACGAACAGUACCUAGGCCCGGCGUACGACCCAUCCCGCGACCUCUCGCCGAAUCUGCCGUCGUGCGACUCGUCCAUGGGGGACGCCGAGCCGAGCAUCUCGAGCGGCAGUUCCUGCAGCACACCCUCGAACAACAAUCACCAUCAAAGCUCGUGUGCCUCGGACAUCUGCAGCAGACCUGGAGGCGGUGUAGGAUCAGGAGGAGGUGUCAUCGGUGGUGUAGGGAGCGUCGUCGGACAGACGACGGAACUGUGCGGGUCGCAGCUUUCCGCCUCCUUCGAGCACAUCCACAUCCCGAAGCUCGAACCUCUGCAGGAUCCGCCGAGCACGCCGCCCACGCCUCCGACGCCUCCCAUCCACCCGGACGAUCCCACCGUCUGCGCCGGCUGCUGCCUAAGGAUCACCGAUCGUUUCUACCUGCAGGCGGUCGACAGGAGGUGGCACGCAUCCUGCCUCCAAUGCUGCCAAUGCAACCCGAAAAGCGCCGUCCUUAACGUGUUAAAGUUCUGGACAGUCCUUGUGCAGUAA
Molecule: messenger RNA, 1051 nt
Organism: Nicrophorus vespilloides
Lineage: Eukaryota; Metazoa; Arthropoda; Insecta; Coleoptera; Silphidae
Product: protein apterous-like
Exons: 3
Coding region: 470-1051 (193 amino acids)
Biological process (GO): regulation of transcription by RNA polymerase II; neuron differentiation
Cellular component (GO): nucleus
Molecular function (GO): RNA polymerase II transcription regulatory region sequence-specific DNA binding; DNA-binding transcription factor activity, RNA polymerase II-specific
Source: RefSeq, a predicted model, not a curated record